Perca fluviatilis (European perch) is the source of this 2182-nucleotide messenger RNA. RefSeq names its product chemokine (C-C motif) receptor 10 (gene ccr10). NCBI's taxonomy places the organism in Eukaryota, Metazoa, Chordata, Actinopteri, Perciformes, Percidae. Gene Ontology annotation, biological process: G protein-coupled receptor signaling pathway; immune response. Gene Ontology annotation, cellular component: membrane. The coding region runs from base 228 to 1517 and encodes 429 amino acids. The transcript has 2 exons. Gene Ontology annotation, molecular function: G protein-coupled receptor activity. The record is from RefSeq and is a predicted model, not a curated record.
AGGAGACUGUUUUGGGCCUUAGCAGAAAGGUGGGAGGGACUGAGAAGUUGUCGAUGUUCAAAUUUUUUGGCUAAAUCCUGGAUCUUCACAAUCCCACCUACAGCACCAUUAACGUAGACACAUCUUUCAACAAAAAAACAGAUCCAUUGAUUACAUUGAUUUGGGAGUUGCAGAGAUGGGUGUACGUUUUGGUCACAGGGGAGUUUUUAAAAUAUCCUCAUUGCAAGAUGAAUGAUUUAUUGUUCUUAAUUUUCUCUCCACCAGCAAUGGCUAACGUCACCGAUGACGACUACUCUGGUUACGGGAGCUGGAACCUUUCCGACUUGUGGAAUACAAGUAACGCCACAAACUUCAGUGAUCUCUGCUCCUUUUCAAUGGCUAACGGGAGCUGGAUCCUUUCCGACUUGUGCAAUACAAGUAACGCCACAAACUUAAGUAAUCUCGGCUCCUUUUGUGAGGCUGGAGAGCACGGCUUCACCAUCAAAACCUUCCAGAGUUGUGUUUUCUGCCUGAUCUUCUUGCUGGGCGUGGUCGGAAACUGCCUUGUGAUCGCCACCUUCGCUCUCUACCGCCGCCUCCGGCUUCGCUCCAUGACCGACGUCUUCCUGUUGCACCUGGCGCUGGCCGACCUCCUGCUGAUCCUCACGCUCCCGCUGCAGGCCGUCGACACCCACAAGGGCUGGAUCUUCCCCGUUCUCCUCUGCAAGGCCACGCGUGCCAGCUACGCCAUCAACACGUACAGCGGGCUUCAGCUGUUGGCCUGCAUCAGCGUCGACCGCUACAUGGUGGUGGCACGCGCCCAAGAGAUGCUCAGGCUGCGCCGGCGGAUACUUACGGUCGGGAAAGUAGCCGUGGUAGGCGUGUGGCUUGUUGCGGUACUCCUCAGCUUGCCGGAAAUCCUCUACUCCGGGGUGUCUGGGUCCAAUGAUGACGCGUACUGCGGCAUGCAAAAGAGCGGAACGGUCAAAAUGUCCACCAGUGUCGCCAUCGUUGCCGUCUUCUGCCUGUCCUUCUUCGUCAUGGUGACGUGCUACUCGUUGAUUGCUCGAGUGCUGUGGGAGGGGAACGCACAACGCCGGGGGAAGCAGUGGCACCGGCAGCGGACCUUGAAGCUGAUGGUGGCGCUGGUGGUGGUCUUUCUGCUGUUCCAGCUGCCGUACACGGUGGUGCUGUCGCGUAAAAUGGCGGGGUCAUUCUGCGCCCUGCUGUUGGAGUACAUCACCUGCACGCUGGCGUACAUCCGCUGCUGCCUCAACCCCAUCCUGUACGCCAUGGUAGGCGUGCGCUUCCGCAACGACGUGCUGCGGCUCGUCCAUGACUCGGGCUGCCGGUGCGGGCUCCGGGCGGCGCCGCAGACUCUCGGCACCACCUCCGUCUCCCGCUCUUCGCCUGCUUCCAAAGUGGUCUCAUUUUGCUCUCCAUUGUCCCCCGAACCCAGCUGUUCCAGCAACGAGACUGCGCCCACCAAGUUUCAGUUUCCAGGAACCCCACAUUAUAAUUCAAGGAGUAGACUGUAAACUUUGUUGUGCACUUUGUUUACAAAUAGAUAUUCUUUACGAAGAAAAAUCAAAAACAUCAACAUCAAAAACAUCAUCAGCAAUUCUUAGGUGCUGGUGCGUUGAAAAAUAUCACAUUAGACUGGAGAAAAGUAAGAUUCCGCACUCUGCUCUUGCUACAGCAUCAUUUAUAGAAGAUAACCUUCUGGACCUUCGUCAAGAGUAUCUUCGUCAUUUGUAAAUCCUCUUGACGAAGGUCCAGAGGGGCCAAAAUGUUAGUAUCUUCAAUAAAUCAUGAUGCUGAACAAGACGGAUCCUCCUUUUUUAAGGUUUAUAUAGAUAUUCCCCAGCAGGAUACAAAAUGUAGAGGCCAGAAAUGUUAUUAUACAGAAGCAAAGAAAUGGAAAAUUAGAAGAGGUUGGAAAGAUAUGUAUAUAAUCCUCUGGUUUAAAAUACCUGUGUCAAAGGAAUACAGUUACUUCUCCUAUAUUAUAAACCUACACAUAGUUUAUACUUAGAUCGUUUUGCCUACUUGAUCUUAGAUAUUAAAUUAUGUCUAAAUAGGUUUAUAUCCUUGCUUUUUUUCCCCAAGUGAUUCUCUUUAAAAUGCAAUUUUACCUGUGCCUAGGAGGUUAUGUUUUCGGUUCAGAUACAGCAGAUAUGUUGUAUUUUACUCUCGUAUUCAU